Molecule: messenger RNA, 1086 nt
Organism: Orbilia oligospora ATCC 24927
Lineage: Eukaryota; Fungi; Ascomycota; Orbiliomycetes; Orbiliales; Orbiliaceae
Exons: 5
Coding region: 1-1086 (361 amino acids)
Biological process (GO): alcohol metabolic process
Molecular function (GO): alcohol dehydrogenase (NADP+) activity; zinc ion binding
Source: RefSeq, a predicted model, not a curated record
AUGGCCAAAGAAACCUUCAACGGGUGGGUCGGAAAGGACCUCUCUUCAGCCGACGGCAAUCUUGUUUGGGAGGCCUUUACUCCCAAAGCUUGGGAAGAGACCGAUGUUGAUAUUGAAGUUACCCAUUGCGGAAUGUGUGGAACUGAUCUUCAUACUUUGAAGGGUGGCUGGCAUGAACCUGAAUUUCCAUAUGUCGUCGGCCACGAAAUCGUCGGGCGAGCUGUUCGAGUCGGCAGCCAAGUCACUGGUAUCAAAGUUGGCGACCGAGUCGGCGUUGGUGCCCAAAGUGAUUCCUGCCUGGACUGCAAUCUUUGCAAGACUGACAAUGAGAGCUACUGUCCCAAUAACUUUGUUCAAACGUAUGAUAUGCGACAUAAGAAUGGAGACAGGUCAAUGGGUGGAUAUGCAGACCAUGCUCGUGUUCCUGGACACUUCGCCAUCAAUCUGACUCCAUAUCCUAAUGUUUCUUCGGAAAUCUUAGCUCCAAUGUUAUGUGGCGGUGUCACAAUGUUUUCCCCACUAAAGAGAUAUGGUGCGGGACCUGGAAAGAAAGUCGGAAUCAUUGGAUUUGGUGGGCUAGGUCACUUUGGAGUUAUGUUCGCAAAAGCAUUGGGAGCCGAGGCUGUGGUCAUUUCCCGUAGUCGAUCAAAGGAGGAUGAUGCCUUCAAACUCGGUGCUACCAAAUUCAUCGCUACCAAAGACGAACCCGACUGGGCCACUAAAUACGAGAAAACACUCGAUCUUAUUCUCAACACGGUCGACUCGACCGAUAUGCCACUUCAAGAGUAUCUCGGCCUUCUCGCGCCUAUGGGAACUCUCGUGCAGCUCGGAGCACCAGACGGCAACCUCCCAGGAUUUAACGUAUUUUCACUGUUGAUGACCAACAGGAAUCUCACCGGGACAUGCAUCGGUUCUCGCAAGGAGAUCAGGGAAAUGUUACAGCUUGUCAACGACCAAGGACUCAAGACUUGGGCCAAUCCUUUCCCCAUGUCGCAGGUUAAUGAGGCCAUCAAAGCUUUCAACCGUUCUGAAGCGCGAUAUAGGAUUGUCCUAGUCAACGAGAAGCACUUGCAACAGGAUAACUGA